Molecule: messenger RNA, 432 nt
Organism: Tetranychus urticae (two-spotted spider mite)
Lineage: Eukaryota; Metazoa; Arthropoda; Arachnida; Trombidiformes; Tetranychidae
Source: RefSeq, a predicted model, not a curated record
AUGAAAGCAGUCAAAAACAAAGAUUUUCGUCGAGUUUUCACUACCUUUCCACAAGUAGUUUCAAUUACUGUCAAACCUCCAAUAAUAGAUGACCUCAAAGAGUGGAUCGAUCAAAGUCGUGCCCGACCUCGUCUGGUUGGUUUUCUUGCCAAUAAAGACCAAUCCGCCAUUACAUAUGCCAAAUGGACACAACGAAGCUGUGAGGAAAUUGGAAUAAAAUUUGAAUUGAGACAAGUGGAAAGAGAAGAUUUGGAAGAAGGUAUUAUUGAAGCCAAUGAGGAUCGUCGUGUUGAUGGUGUCAUGGUUUAUUAUCCUGUGUUUGGUGGUGGUCACGAUCAGUAUAUUCAAAAUUGUGUCUCACCUUUCAAAGAUGUUGAAGGUCUUUGUCAUAAUAUACUCAAUCAUUUCUUAACCGAUCCUUGGUGUCUAUAA